AUGGCUGCUUUCCCUCCUCCUCCUCUGGCUUCCAUAGAAUGGGACAAACUGGGCGUUGCUCCUAUGGAAGUGAAUGGUCAUAUUGAAUCAGAGUACUCAAUUACUACUGGAGAGUGGUCUACCCCCCAUUUCGUGGAAGAUCCCUUGUUGCGUGUUCAUGGCCUAGCUCCUGGGCUUAACUAUGGUCAACAGGCUUUUGAGGGCAUGAAAGCUUACCGUGACCCUCAAGGUCAGAUCCAAAUAUUCAGACCCAAAGAUCAUGCAGCUCGUCUCGCCCUUUCUUGUUCUACUAUUGCCAUUCCUCCUGUCCCAGAAAGUGUCUUCCUGAACAGCAUCAAGCUGGCAGUUGUCCGUAAUGCCGAGUAUGUCCCUCCCCAUGAUUCCGAGGCCGCGUUGUAUAUUCGACCUCUGGUGUUCGGGUCGGACGCUUUCUUCGCUGUCUCUGCGGGCACUGGGUACCGGUUCUGCGUGUAUGUGCAACCCUACAAGGCAUACCAUGGAGUCCACCCCCUGCCUGCCCUAGUGUUGGAAGAAUUGGACCGUGCUGCUCCUCGGGGCGUAGGCCACGUCAAGGUUGGUGGCAAUUAUGCUCCCGUACUGAAGUGGAGCGAUCAAGCUCGUGCAGAGGGAUUCCAUAUCACUCUGCACCUCGACAGUCGAACACAGUCGCAGAUUGACGAGUUCAGUACCUCAGGGUUCUUGGGGCUGAAGAAGACUGGGGACUCAUUCACAUUGGUGGUGCCCAGUAGUCCGUCAAUUCUGCGUAGUGUCACCAGCACUUCUUGUGUCGAAUUGGCACAAUCGUUUGGAUGGGCGGUGGAAAUGCGACCUAUCCCAUAUCUGGAACUGCCCCACUUCACAGAAAUUCUGGCAGCGGGAACGGCAGCAAUGGUCGUCCCAAUCCGGUCGAUCACCCGGCGGUCUACAGAUGAUGUUUUCACUUUUGCGACUGAUGGUCCUGGUGAGGCUUGCGAGCGUCUGUCAAAAGCAUUGUUGGCGGCGCAGAAGGGCAUAGCUACUCAUGAUGCGGACUGGCUCUGGCCCGUGAGGGCAGAUGAGUAA
Molecule: messenger RNA, 1062 nt
Organism: Penicillium vulpinum
Lineage: Eukaryota; Fungi; Ascomycota; Eurotiomycetes; Eurotiales; Aspergillaceae
Product: Branched-chain amino acid aminotransferase
Exons: 6
Coding region: 1-1062 (353 amino acids)
Biological process (GO): branched-chain amino acid metabolic process
Molecular function (GO): branched-chain-amino-acid:2-oxoglutarate transaminase activity
Source: RefSeq, a predicted model, not a curated record